AUGAUUGGAUGUGAUCAUGCCUUCCAGUUCCUUGAAAAUCGUCUAGUGAAAGGGGACGGGCCGACAGUACAGUGUUCAAAUUUGGGAUGUUUUGUGUCAGGACCACUGUUUCCCGUUAAAAUCGAACACUCCGUGAUUACAUCAGCAGAUCGAAUCAACACAACCGCAAACGAACAUAUCAUCGAGGACAAUGAUCCCGAGAUACAAUCACUUGAGGAAUUCAUCAACAGCAGCACUCUUCAGCCAACGGAUGAAAAUGACACUGAUUUCGAUGAACAGUUUAAAUCGGACUUCAUGCAAAAAAUCGAGUUCAAGGAUGGGAACUAUUCGGUUCCGUUACCAUGGAGACCAGACCACGCGGAACUACUCACUAACAGAAGGGAAUGCGAAGCCAGGCUACGUCAAGUCAUGGCAAGAUUACGUAAGUUAAACCUUCUCAACAACUACACCCAAGUAAUGCAGGAAAACCUGGACAAGGGUUUCAUCUCAGAGGGCAGCCAAGAUGACUGUGACACCGGCCACUAUUUGCCUCAUUUUCCCAUACUCCGUGACAGUGAAACAACCCCCCUGAGAAUCGUUUUUGACGCCAGUAGUGGUAGCCCAUCGCUCAACUCAUGCCUUUAUGAAGGACCUAAUAUGCUUCAAGACCUAACUGAACUGAUCAUGCUCUUUCGGACCAAACGGAUUGGUCUGUCCGCAGAUAUCGCUCGUGCCUUUUUAGCUGUGCAUUUGUUAGAAUCGGAGAGGAAGUGGGUUAGAUUCCUCUGGUAUAAAGACAAUGAUGUCUCGAAAGAACUGAUUCCUUAUCACUGUAACACUGUCAUAUUCGGAAAUGUUUCCAGCCCAUUCGCCCUCGCUAUCACUCUGCACAAGCAUCUGUCUAGUUACGAUACCCCAGUUGCCAAGGAUAUGAAAACAAAAUUCUACGUUGACAAUCUGUUAACCGGAGUCGAUUCAAAUCAGGAAGCAUUGGAUUACUUCCAGGAGUCUCGUGAGAUCAUGAACCACGCGUCUUUCAAUUUGCGCCAAUGGAGUUCAAACUCGGAAACACUCGAUGAAAGAAUCAGAUCGGAAGGAGUACAAACAAAAUCUGACAUUGUAGGGGUACUUGGACUGAAAUGGGAUACCAAAUCUGAUCAGAUUUCAGUCGCGAAAAAGGAUCUCAAAUCAUCAGGAGAACUUUCAAAACGUAAAGUAACAUCUCAGACCGCAUCAAUCUUCGACCCGCUCGGAAUUGUAGCACCGCUGACAGUCCCUGCUAAGUCUUACGUGAACAACCUGUGGAGAGGCCAAAAAACCUGGGAUGAACACUUAUCAAUCACCGAACGGCAAGAAUGGGAAACAAUCAAACAGGAGUCCCUCUCUCUCACGCACAUGCUAUCUAUACCCCGUUGGCUAGGGGGUGACACCAGCAAACCGUUACAAAUCGUAGUAUUCUGUGAUGCAUGUCCCACCACCGCCAUUGGUUGUGUCGCUUACGCUAAACAGAACAAUAAAGUCGCCCUCAUCGGCUCUAAGAACAAAGUCAUCUCAGAGAAAAAUGUCAAUUUCACAGUCCCUAAGCUUGAACUGAUGGCCAUGGUCUUGGGGGUAAAUUAUGCAGAGACCUUGCGAAAUACCUACAUCACGUAG
Messenger RNA from Lineus longissimus, 1632 nucleotides. RefSeq lists its product as uncharacterized. NCBI's taxonomy places the organism in Eukaryota, Metazoa, Nemertea, Pilidiophora, Heteronemertea, Lineidae. The record is from RefSeq and is a predicted model, not a curated record. The transcript has a single exon. The coding region runs from base 1 to 1632 and encodes 543 amino acids.